CUCGGUGUUACGUGGAGCAUUAAAAUUUAACAAAAUAUACAGACCAUCAAUGAGUAAUAGAACUUGUUAUUGAUCUUUUUAGCUGACAGACGGACUGAUACAAAGAUACGAACGAAGAUACAAUGGAGAAGAACCUUCUUAACUUCGUUAUCAUCACAAUCAUAUUUGCUUUGAGUGUCGUGGCAAGUAAAGGCAAUUCUAAUGUUCCUAACAAUAAUGACGAACUAUCGAAACUUGAAAAUCCUCUCAUAUCAAGACUUUUGAAGAACGACGUGGACGCCAAAUUAGAAUCGAACAGUACUGACGAAUACACAAACUUUGGCGGCCACGAUCUACAUGAACAAAAGAAGAGAUUACGAAUUCCUGACGGCGCAAGGUUCAGACCGUUGCCAAUUUGUAGACCUUACGUACCGUUCCUUUCGACGUUCCAGUGCUGUGAGCGAGGAUUCACUCAUGUCGAUUUAACAAACAAUGCUCCUUGUAAUGGAAUCAAUACCGCAGCAGGUGUCGAAAUCCUUCAACAGCCAACAGCACAGACAAGCUUAACUGGGGACUGCAACAAAAGAGCACUUCUUAAGAUAAACUUUGAGAAGUUUACAAAGGAGCCAUGUGACUACUGCUUAAGAAGACCUCUAUGUGGUAGACGUAUGUUGAAAAUAGAUCUGACACUGAGUUCUGGUACACGAUCAGGUUGGGGGUUUAAUAUAGGAGACAGCAAAACAAACGAUGGAUACAAGGGUGAUGCAAACACACAGAUAAAUGACGCAGAGGCUGAAGGCGUUUUUCCUGCAGUUCGACUUUAUCACAGCGAUAGAUGCAAUUCGGUAGGUUCAUUCAAAACCUUUGCGGACGCUAUUGGACCAAAUGUCAAUGUCAUGACCAUUUACGUCAGCAAUCAACACAUUCGAAUCAUGAACGACCAAGGGUUUGAUGAAUAUGUAUGUGACAACUGUCUGUAUGCUCUGAAUGGUCAGGCAGACAGUCAAGGAAUCAACGAGGACAUAUACAUUGGUUUGAAUCGUGUGAUAACAGGUCGAUCAGACAGAAACGGACAAGGUGUUUGUUCAGCGACGCUGACAUGGAUUUGUCCUCGAUGGUAGAUGGCGGCGUAUAUUUAUUUAAAUUUUAAUACAGAAUAAAUACAACAUGUACUUGAAAAUACUUAUUUAUAUUCCCUUUAUUUACUAAUAUAACAAUUUCUUUUGAUACAGUUCUAGACACAUUUUGUUGCAUUUUCCCAGUUAACUUGUAGCAUUUGAAACUGUAAGAGAAAGAUAAGAAAUAAAUAACAUUAUCAUGAUGCAGAAAUUCUUGGACACUUUUAUUACCCUAGAUUUACUUGUCAAAUACAAAAAUACCGUGGAUUGAAAUAUUUAUAAAAGUGUAAAUAAGAUAAUCCACAAUAUCUGUAGUAAUAUUAUGUAUCAGCGGUUUGAAUCGAGUCAACAAUUUUGGUCGAUGCUACAUUAAAACAUUUCGAUUAGAAAUGUCGUAUACGAGAAUCAAAUACAGGUGCACAGCCAGACGUGAUGGCUAC
Ruditapes philippinarum (Manila clam) is the source of this 1537-nucleotide messenger RNA. RefSeq lists its product as uncharacterized. The record is from RefSeq and is a predicted model, not a curated record. The coding region runs from base 123 to 1100 and encodes 325 amino acids. The transcript has 5 exons. Lineage: Eukaryota; Metazoa; Mollusca; Bivalvia; Venerida; Veneridae.